Molecule: messenger RNA, 1480 nt
Organism: Rhizophagus irregularis DAOM 181602=DAOM 197198
Lineage: Eukaryota; Fungi; Glomeromycota; Glomeromycetes; Glomerales; Glomeraceae
Biological process (GO): L-phenylalanine biosynthetic process
Molecular function (GO): prephenate dehydratase activity; iron ion binding; oxidoreductase activity, acting on paired donors, with incorporation or reduction of molecular oxygen, reduced pteridine as one donor, and incorporation of one atom of oxygen
Source: RefSeq, a predicted model, not a curated record
GUCAAAAAUUUAGUUCAAAAUGUAUUCAGAAGUCACUCUCAAUACCAUUAAUGAAAGCGGCCCUUUCCUUACUACUCUACUUCUUAGUGUACAAGAUCGUGUAGGUGUUUUGGAUGAAUGCUUACGUUCUAUCAAGAAUUUAAACAUUUCUUUAACCAGAAUCGAAAGUCGUCCAAGUAGGACUCCUGGUUGGGACUAUGACUUUUUUGUUGACUUUAGUGCUGAAAAUACGGAACAAAUUGUUCGCGUUUCUGAGACUUUAAAAGGGAUUACGAACCAAGUCAAAGUUGUAAGUGCGAGUCCAACCAGUGCAACAGUAGGACAGGUUCCGUGGUUCCCACGUAAAAAAUCUGAUCUUGAUACCUAUGCAAAUAAAGUUUUGGAGAUGGGUGAAGAACUUGACUCUGAUCAUCCUGGUGCAAAUGACCCUGUUUAUCGCGCACGUCGUUCUGAAAUUACGCGUAUUGCCAAAACUUACCGUCACGGACAACCUAUCCCAGAUAUUCAAUAUAAACCCGAAGAGAUCGCCACGUGGGGAGCUGUUUUUCGCAAUUUGACAGCUUUAUAUCCUACUCAUGCUUGUAGAGAACAUCAAUAUGUUUUUCCUUUGUUAAUUCAAAAUUGUGGUUAUAAUGAAAAUAAUAUUCCGCAAUUAGAGAUUGUAUCAAAAUUCUUGAAAGAAUGUACUGGUUUUACUCUACGACCUGUAAUGGGCUUACUUACAUCACGUGAUUUCUUGAAUGGUCUCGCGUUUCGAGUUUUUCAUUCCACUCAAUAUAUUCGUCAUCAUUCAAGACCAUUAUACACGCCAGAACCCGAUGUGUGCCACGAGCUACUUGGUCACGCUCCAUUAUUUUGCGAUCCGGAUUUUGCCGAUUUUUCUCAGGAAAUUGGUUUGGCUUCAUUAGGUGCUAGUGACGGAGAUAUUGAAAAGUUAUCUACGAUCUACUGGUUUACAGUAGAAUUCGGUCUUUGUCGUCAAGGAAGUGAUAUUCGUGCAUUUGGUGCUGGUCUAUUAUCUUCCUUCGGUGAAUUGGAAUAUGCUUUAUCUGAUAAACCUGAGAAACGACCAUUUGAUCCUUCCAAGACUGCUUUACAAAAAUAUAUUGUAACAGAAUAUCAACCGAUUUACUUUGUCGCAGAUUCCUUUAAAGAUGCUCAGCAAAAAGUUCGUGAAUUUGCAAAAACAUUGAACAGACCAUUUUCUGUAAGAUAUAAUCCAUACACUGAAAGUGUUGAAGUUUUGGAUAACAAGGAGAAAAUUAUAAGAUACACGCAAAAUAUAAAAAAUGACAUGACCAUUUUAAUCGAUGCACUAGAAAGAAUAAACUAAAAUAUGUCGUAUUAAUAUAGUAAAAUAACUUAUUUAACAAGUGAUUAUUGAUAAUAAUAAUAAUAAUAAAGUUUCCAGAAAAAAAAAAUUGGUAUUUUUUUUUAAAAAAAAAUAAAUAAAUAAAUGUUCAAGUUUUAAUUCUAUUGU